UGCCAGGUGUUGGACAUGGAGGAGCUGACCAUCUGGGAACAGCACACGGCUACCGUCUGCAAGGACCCCCGCCGGGGCUUUGGCAUUGCAAUCUCUGGUGGUCGUGACCGGCCCGGUGGAUCCGUGUUUGUGUCCGAUGUGGUGCCUGGAGGGCCGGCUGAGGGCAGGCUGCAGAUAGGGGACCAGAUUGUCAUGGUGAACGGGGUGUCCAUGGAGAAUGUCAACUCCACCUUUGCCAUUCAGAUACUCAAGACCUGCACCAAGCUGGCCAACAUUACCGUGAAGCGUCCCCGGAAAAUGCAGCUGCCCAGCACCAAGGCCAGCCCCGGCGGCCCGGGACACCGGGACUCCGAUGAAGAUGCUCCCUGGCGGCUCGAGGACGCAAACCACGGCCGGGGCUACGAGGGCGACACGUCCAGCGGCUCCGGCCGCUCCUUGGGAGAGCGCUCCCACCGGCCCCGGGCAGGCCGCCGGAGCCGGGCCGGCAACCACAGGAGCAGGAGCCCGGGCGGGGGCUCCGAGGUCAAAGGGCUGGCCCUGACGUCCGGCUUCAAGAGGCUGCCCCGGCAGGACGUGCAGAUGCGGCCAGUGAAGUCCGUGCUGGUGCGGAGGAGGGAGAGUGAAGAGUUUGGGGUCAAACUGGGAAGUCAGAUCUUCAUCAAGCACAUUACAGAUUCGGGCCUGGCCGCCCAGAACCGGGGGCUGCAGGAAGGAGACCUGGUCCUACAGAUCAAUGGGGUGUCCAGCGAGAAUCUGUCGCUGAGCGACACCCGGCAGCUCAUCGAGAAAUCAGAAGGGAAGCUGACCCUGCUGGUGCUCAGGGACCGAGAGCAGUUUUUGGUGAACAUCCCGCCGGCUGUCAGUGACAGCGACAGCUCCCUCCUGGACGACAUCUCAGACCUCUGCUCAGAACUGUCUCAGGCGCCACCAUCCCAUGUCCCACCACCACCCCAGCACAGGCAGCGGAGUCCUGACACCAACCGAACCAGUUCCCCUGUGGAGAGCCCCCAGCUUUGGCGGAGAAGUUCUGUGGAUUCCAGAACCACGUUGGAACCAGAUACCCCCAGGCAAAGCAGCUAUGACAUCUACAGGGUGCCCAGCAGCCAGAGCAUGGAGGACCGCGGGUACAGCCCCGACUCACGGGUGGUCCGCUUCUACAAGGGCACCAGCAUUGGGCUGCGGCUGGCUGGAGGCAAUGACGUGGGCAUCUUCGUGUCCGGGGUACAGGAGGGCAGCCCGGCUGAGGGACAGGGCAUCCAGGAAGGAGACCAGAUUCUGCAGGUGAAUGACGUGCCCUUCCAGAACCUGACUCGGGAGGAGGCUGUGCAGGUCCUGCUGGGGCUGCCACUGGGCGAAGAGGUAGAGCUGGUGACGCAGCGGAAGCAGGACAUCUUCCGGAAGAUGGUGCAAUCCCGUGUGGGCGACUCCUUCUACGUCCGCACACACUUUGAGCUGGAGCCCAGCCCGCCCUAUGGCCUGGGCUUUACCCGUGGCGACGUCUUCCACGUGCUGGACACGCUGUAUUCCGGCCCCGGGCAGAGCCACGCCCGUGGAGGCCAGUGGCUGGCGGUGCGCAUGGGUCGUGACCUCCGGGAGCAGGAGCGCGGCAUCAUUCCCAACCAGAAGAGGGCAGAGCAGCUGGCCAGUCUGGAGGCCGCCCAGCGGGCCGUGGGGCCUGGGCCUGGCGCCUCGGCGGGCUCUGGUGGACGGGCUGAGUUCUGGCGACUACGGGGUUUUCGUCGGGGAGCCAAGAAGACCAUCCAUCGGAGCCGUGAGGACCUGUCGGAUCUGACCAGGCAGGGUCACUACCCACCAUAUGAACGUGUGGUGCUUCGAGAAGCCAAUUUCAAGCGCCCCGUGGUGAUCCUGGGACCCGUGGCAGACAUUGCUAUGCAGAAGUUGACUGCUGAGAUGCCUGACCAGUUUGAAAUCGCAGAGAGCGUGCUGAGGACUGACAGGCCAUCUAAGAUCAUCAAACUGGACACCGUGCGGGUGAUCGCGGAGAAAGACAAGCACGCACUCCUCGAUGUGACCCCCUCAGCAGUGGAGCGCCUCAACUACGUGCAGUACUACCCCAUUGUGGUCUUCUGUGCCCCCGAGAGCCGCACGGCCCUCAAGGCUCUGCGCCAAUGGUUGGCGCCAGCCUCCCGCCGCAGCACCCGCCGCCUCUACGCUCAAGCCCAGAAGCUGUGGAAGCACAGCGACCACCUCUUCACAGCCACCAUUCACCUGCAAGGCACAAGCGACAGCUGGUACCAGGAGCUCAAGGCCAUUAUCCGGGAGCAGCAGAUGCGGCCCAUCUGGACAGCCGAGGACCAGCUAGAUGGCUCCCUGGAGGACAAUCUGGACCUCCCGCACCGUGGCCUGAACGACAGCUCCGCGGAUCUGAGCUGUGACAGCCGGGUCAACAGUGACUACGAGACGGAUGGCGAGGGCCACACGGAUGGCGAGGGCUACACGGACGGCGAGGGUGGGCCCCACACAGACGUGGACGAGGGGCUCCCAGCACCAGCCCUGGUCCGGUCCUCGGAGCCUGUGCUCGCGGAAAAACCCCAGAGCCUGCGGGAUCAUGGGAGAUCCUCAGGCCACCGAGGGGCCCAGGUGGACAGCUACCACCCACAGGGUCAGUGGCGACAGGAAAGCAUUCGGACAUAUGCGCGGGAAGCUGUGAGGAAGAAGUUUACACAAGCCCGUGAUGUGGAGUCUUCCGAUGAAGAUGGCUAUGACUGGGGCCCAGCCACCGACGUAUGACCCCCUCCUAGGUGGCAGCUGGCCAUCCUCCCUUUUCCUCUCAGGAGCUUGGACUCAGUUUCCCAUACAGAACCUCAAACCCUGCUCCUCCCACCUGGUCUUUAAUAAAUAUUUUCACAGC
Eptesicus fuscus (big brown bat) is the source of this 2872-nucleotide messenger RNA. RefSeq names its product tight junction protein 3 (gene TJP3). Gene Ontology annotation, molecular function: cell adhesion molecule binding. Lineage: Eukaryota; Metazoa; Chordata; Mammalia; Chiroptera; Vespertilionidae. Gene Ontology annotation, cellular component: bicellular tight junction; plasma membrane. The transcript has 20 exons. The record is from RefSeq and is a predicted model, not a curated record. Gene Ontology annotation, biological process: positive regulation of blood-brain barrier permeability; cell-cell adhesion; protein localization to cell-cell junction. The coding region runs from base 16 to 2751 and encodes 911 amino acids.